Messenger RNA from Larimichthys crocea (large yellow croaker), 2518 nucleotides. RefSeq names its product synapse differentiation-inducing gene protein 1-like. The coding region runs from base 1089 to 1784 and encodes 231 amino acids. Gene Ontology annotation, cellular component: intracellular membrane-bounded organelle; membrane. Lineage: Eukaryota; Metazoa; Chordata; Actinopteri; Sciaenidae. The transcript has 4 exons. The record is from RefSeq and is a predicted model, not a curated record.
UAUUCUCCGGUGGGAUCAGAAUAAAUUAGGCUUAGUUUUGCUGUGUGGAAUCCAUUAUGUCAACCGCUUGCAUACAUGGGGAGUAUGUCUGUAUUAAUGUUACAUAAACAGUGUUUACAAUAAUGAAUUGUGGCGUGGAAACAUAAGCAGCUUAGCGGAGUGGGGUUAAAGGCACAACCAAAUUGGCAGGCUCAUGAUAAAUGCAUGGGAUUUGUCUAAAAUAUUAAUCAAAUAUAAAUGUGCAAUGAAUUUAAUAGUGGUUUAUUCCCGAGCUAUAUUUGGAAGCAAUUCAGAGCCAUGCACAUUGCAGAGACCAGAGAGAGGAGGAAAUUAAAUUUGCUGAAAGAGAAUAAAAAGUUAAAUUAUGUGAAGUAGGGGAAUCCUAAAAUUCAUGUAGCAGAAAAAGAGAAAAAUGAUGUGUGAAGAUAAUGUGUACUGUUUUCAUUUAGCGGGCGUUCAGUGGGGAAGAAUAACAUUUUACCAGCACAUCAUUCAAUUGUGCGAGUGAUACAAGCUGUGCAAUUGUUUCAGGACACCAGUCUUAUAAGGCAAAGUGGGAAAGCUUUCUCAUGUGAUCUAAAACACUGGCUAUCGCCCUCUCUCAGUAAAACAGCACCUCUGGGUGCCAACAGUGGGAUGGAGGAAGACGCCCAGGCAAAGCAAGCAGAGUUUGGAAAUACCAAAUCCGUGGUCGCUAUUAGAGUUUACAGUUCACCUCACGCAGCCAAUCAUUUGGCUGGAGUGGAGCUCAGUCUCUGUCGGAGUUGUUUUUGGAGCCUGAGCUCAGUGUGUGAUACUGUGCGUAAAAUCUACCUGUCAGACGCAGCGGCGGUGCCAUGGCGAGCGGAGCUCGGCGAGCAAAGUCCAGUCUUACACACACGGACUAACUUCCUUUUAAACGGAUACCAUAUGCUGUGCCACGAUGACAGUUUCCUCACAAGUGAUAAUGUGAAGUAGAAAGGUUCGUCUCCGUCGACUCAGUUGCGCCGAGGAACGAUGCUGAACAAAGCUGCGGGAGGAUUUUCCACUACAGCAACCAGACUGCCAAAUCUUUUGGACUGAGCCACUAAACGUUUGAAGCCGCCAUCAUGGAGAGUCUCAGUGAGCUCCAGAACCCCCUGCUAGACAAAACCAGCAGACACGUCGUGCACAACGACUACCAGCCUUACCAGGACAGCCUCAUCGGCUACUACUACACUGACACUAAUGGCAAGCAUAAGACUCAACAGUUCCUGGACGCCACAUCUCUGCAUCUAGCUGUGGAGGCCUUCUACAGGCCCAACUUCAUCCUGUACAAGGACGACGUGAGUCUUCACAGCAAGGACUCGAAGAGCGAGAGCUUUGAGACCACUUUCACAGAGAGUAAGGACGCUGGGUUGGAUGGAGCUCCCACAGAAAACCCUCUGGACAGCGUACAAGGAGAGAAGGAUGUGAAGAUCCAGACAGUGUCGUACGAGGUGGAGGAUGAGCAGGGUCCUGAGUAUGAGAGUGACAGCUCCAGUGACAGUGAGAGUGAGGACAACUUCAUUGUGCUGCCCCCUCGGGACUACCUGGGCCUAGCCAUCUUCUCCAUGCUCUGCUGCUUCUGGCCCUUGGGCAUCGUUGCCUUUUACUACUCUCACAAGACUGGCAAGGCCAUCGCUAAGGGAGACUUCUCUGGAGCAGGAAUGAGCUCCAGAAGAGCCCUAUUCCUGGCUGCCCUUUCUAUCACCAUUGGAACAGGGAUGUACGUGGGGGUAGUUGUGGCCCUCAUUGCUUACCUGUCCAAGCCUGGACAUGUAUAACACUUGGACUGGUUUGCUUGAGGGGAGAUAGAGGCAAGAUGGGAGAAAGAAGAAAAGAGACUAGGUUGGACAAAUCUCUUCACCUUUCCUGAAGGCAUGUGUCUGUGCUGCUGCGUGGCCGUCUGUGAAAUGAAGCAGCUAUUUGACUUACGAAAAAAUAAGAUGUGUGGAUGGAGUAUUACUUGGAUGGCAUAUCGAUCCAGACUGAAUCUUUACUUCUGGGAUGCAACACUCCCACUGAGGUAUUCCACCACCACCUCCAGCAGACGAAGAAGAAAAACAGCACUGAGAAACUACACUUUCACAAAGGCCGUGCUUAUAUGUUAGACAGAAACUGAGCUCAUAGCAGUAAAGAACUACCUAUCUUUUACCACAUUAGUCAUUUACAGCAAUUUUAUUUUACCUUUAUAGUAGAUGUAUUUUCUGUCAAUACUAUUACAGAUUGUGUAUUGUCCACUUUGUAAUUUCUUGAAAAAAAAAAAAAAACAGUCAGCCAGUGGGUUUUUAUGUGAUUGUUUAUUCAAGGAAUAGAGAGAAGUAGGCCCUUAAUAAAAAGGUGAUUGUCACAGUGUACACAUAGUUGCUGAGCAGCAGUUAAGAGGGUUAUUUGUUUAAUGUGUACUGUAAAAUUAGUCAAUAAAUACAUUUGGCAUGAAUAAUAAAACAUCCUCUGCCACCUCUGUCAUCCUCUCAUUCUUGUCUCUUUAAGAGGGGGGAAACUUCUGCAGUUGCCA